AUGGAUGGAAGGGCACUCACACCGCAGCCAGGCCGGAGGAGAAAAGACAGACAUGCACAUCAUCAGAUUGACACGCCAGUGGGAGGAGCACAACAAGGCUUUGGAGGAGCACCAGGAGGUCAAUUCGUCAAUGGGCAGGCGCAACAGCCAGGCGUAGAUGCAGCCAAUGCGCCGUGGCAGCAGACACCACAGCCAUGGCAAUCGCAACAACUCGCGCCGCCUGGUGGCCAGCCACAGCCUGCGCAUAUUCCUCCAGCAGGCACGCCGAUAAGUAUGGGCGCCGGUCAGCAGCCAGGUCCAGGAGGAGCCACCCAAGGACGAGUCAAUCCGGACCAGAUCCCGAGCGUGCCACUCAGUCGCGACACGGCAGCGGAGUAUUACAAAACUUCAGUUUAUCCUACGAUGGAGCAGCGUCUACCUCCGCCCGCCGUCGCUCCGAUUGUCGCGUUUGACCAAGGCAAUUCCGCACCCAAGCAUGCCCGAUUGACAUUGAACUGCAUACCAAACUCGCAAGAGCAACUGGCAACGACUGGCAUCCCACUCGGUGUUGUCGUGCAACCACUUGCGAAACAGGCAGAAGGCGAGACCGCGAUUCCCGUUCUGGACUUCGGCGAGACUGGACCGCCACGAUGCAGACGAUGCAGAGCCUAUGUCAAUCCAUUUAUGGUCUUCUCGAACGGCGGGAACCGCAUGACUUGCAAUCUUUGUGGUCACCCUAACGAGGUGGCUCCAGAGUAUUUCGCCCCUACGGACCCAUCUGGUAUGCGCGUUGAUCGGCAAGCUCGACCGGAGUUGCUGCUGGGAUCGUGCGAGUUCUUGGUCCCAAAGGAGUACUGGUCGAAACCACCAGUUGGAAUGCGGUAUCUCUUCCUUCUGGAUGUCAGCGCUGAGAGCUGUGCUCGUGGAUUCUUGAAAGCAAUGUGUGAUGGCAUACUGGCAGCGCUGUACGGCGACGACCUCGAAGUUGACACCGCAGAAAACGGGGAGUCAGAAAACGAGGAGAAGCCUCCUCGACCGACCAAAGUUCCAGCGGGUGCAAAAGUCGGCUUCAUCACCUUUGACAGGGAGAUCCACUUCUACAACGUCGGUAAGGAGUUGGCUGCACCGCAACAGCUCGUGAUGCCAGACCUGGAGGAUCCAUUUUCGCCGAUAUCGACCGAAUUUCUUUUCGUCGAUCCCGGCCAAAGCAAGUCCAAUAUUGUCAAAUUGGUCUCUCAACUACCUGGAAUGUUCGAGGCGAUCAGACAUGCAGAGCCGGCUCUUCUACCAUCACUGACAGCCGCUUUGACUGCGCUUGGCGAGACCGGCGGCAAAAUCAUCUGCAGCUUGGGUAGUUUGCCGACAUUUGGACCUGGCCGGCUUACAGUCCGCGACAAGGGAAUGCAGACAUCAACCAACGAUCACCCAGAGCAAGAAAAAGUGCUACUCCGGACGGAGAACCAAAGCUUCAAGAAAUUGCAGGCAGAUAUGGUCAAGGCUGGUGUGGGUGUCGACUUCUUUCUCACAUCACCAGCGGGCGGCUACCUUGACAUCGCCACUGUUGGCACGGUCGCGGAGAAGACCGGCGGCGAGACCUUCUACUUCCCGAACUGGGCGUAUCCCCGAGACAUCCUCAGACUCCAGAAGGAGAUCAGCCAUACCGUGCAACGAGACCAAGGGUACGCAGCGCUGAUGAAGGUGCGAUGCAGCAAUGGCCUCCAGAUCGCAAAUUACAGUGGCAACUUCACACAGCAUACGUUCGGCGCAGAUCUCGAAAUGGGAUCUGUGACCGAGGACAGCGCCAUGUCCGUGACCUUCACCUACGAUGGCAAGCUGGAGCCUCGCCACGAUGCCCACUUCCAGUCCGCCCUGCUCUAUACCACCACUUCCGGUCAACGACGAGUACGAUGCACGAACGUGGUCGCCACUGUCUGCGAGAAUGCCCGUGACAGCAUGCGCUUCGUUGAUCAAGACGCAGUUCUCUCCGUCCUCGCCAAAGAAGCUGCUUCCCGCGUGCCCGACCGAUCCCUCGCCGAGACACGCCAGUGGCUGCAAGACAAGACGACAGAAAUCCUCGCCGCCUACAGAAGAAACCAUGCCGGUAUCCACCCUCCAGGCCAACUCGUCAUGCCGGAGAACCUCAAAGAAUUCGCCAUGUACGUUCUCGGCCUCCAGAAGUCCCGUGCCCUCAAAGGCGGCAAAGAACCUUCCGAUCGCCGCAUAUACGAACUUCGCACUCUCAAGGGCAUGGGUGCUGGAGAGCUAAGUCUUUACCUCUACCCUCGUAUCCUCGCACUACACAACCUCGAUCCAUCCGAAGGUUUCGCCGACGACAAUGGACACCUGAAGAUGCCACAAGGCGUGCGCGCCAGCUUUGCGAAUAUCGAAGAAGGCGGCGCAUAUCUCGUUGACAACGGUCAAAUGCUCAUACUCUGGCUGCACCAAGCUGUCAACCCGAACUUACUUGAAGAUCUCUUUGGCGAGGGUCUCGAUGCGCUUGACAAGCUGGAUGCGAAUCUCAACGCUUUGCCCGUGCUGGACACGCACCUCAACGCUCAGGUUCGGAACAUUAUGCUUGCACUCGAGCAGGGUACUGGCACCGGUCGUGGGUCGAAGGGUUUGGCGAUCCAGCUUGCAAGACAAGGUCUCGAUGGCGCAGAGUUCGAAUUCGCGAGGUUGCUUUAUGAGGAUCGUAAUGGCGAGGCGAGUAGUUAUGUCGACUGGCUAGUGAUGUUGCAUCGCGGCGUGGGCACAGAGGUAAGUUUUUGA
Messenger RNA from Zymoseptoria tritici IPO323, 2748 nucleotides. RefSeq lists its product as uncharacterized. Gene Ontology annotation, cellular component: COPII vesicle coat; endoplasmic reticulum exit site. NCBI's taxonomy places the organism in Eukaryota, Fungi, Ascomycota, Dothideomycetes, Mycosphaerellales, Mycosphaerellaceae. The transcript has a single exon. Gene Ontology annotation, biological process: intracellular protein transport; COPII-coated vesicle cargo loading; endoplasmic reticulum to Golgi vesicle-mediated transport. The coding region runs from base 1 to 2748 and encodes 915 amino acids. The record is from RefSeq and is a predicted model, not a curated record. Gene Ontology annotation, molecular function: SNARE binding; zinc ion binding.